Messenger RNA from Pangasianodon hypophthalmus (striped catfish), 5269 nucleotides. RefSeq names its product ankyrin repeat domain 33ba (gene ankrd33ba). Bases 1423 to 2949 code for a protein of 508 amino acids. Lineage: Eukaryota; Metazoa; Chordata; Actinopteri; Siluriformes; Pangasiidae. Gene Ontology annotation, molecular function: protein binding. The transcript is spliced from 4 exons. The record is from RefSeq and is a predicted model, not a curated record.
CUUGAAAAAUAAGUUUAAAAUAAGUUAACCAGCUAACAUGACCAACUUCCUAGAUCUUUAUAAAACAAACUUAUAAAACGUACCAGUCUAAUAAUUUGAGGAGAAUUUAAAAUAUUUUUUUUUAGGUUUUAAAGGUUAAAUUUAAGCUCAACUUAUAUAACGAGUUUGAUAAGAUUGGGUACCAUUUUAUUUCAUUAAAGAGAGAAUAAUAAUGUUGUCAGCUUUAUUAAAAGAAAAUGUUUCUGUCUUCAGCUGGAGCUUGUAGGGAGGGUUAGAGAGGGCUGAUGUAUUUUCCCCUUAAUGUUAUGCAUAUUUAUUUAUUUUGUGACAGUUGUUUUAUGUGCAUGUGAAUAUUGGAGCAGUUUUCAAAUGCUAAACUGUACUCUAUCUUGUCACUCGGAUGCUACCCUUUAAACAGUGUAUACAUCUUUUGCACCUUUAGUGUAUCCUUUACAUGCUAAUGUGAAUGAAGUGUAUCUUUAAAGCACAUAAUUGCACCUUCAUAAUAAUUAGCUAAUAAUUUUAGAGUAAUAAUUUCAUGUAAAGUUAGACUUCAUGCACAUUUCUAGCUGAAAGAUUAAGCUAGAGUUUGGUAAACAUCACACCAGGGCUGAUAGCAGACUCCAAAUCCAUUCACUGCCAGAAAAAGGGUACUAAACUCUAGCUUAAUCUUUCAAUCUUAAUCUAUUCUCAUUUGAAAAAGCCAGGGUUAGUUUGUAGUUUCGGUUUGGGAUGAGGAAGACUGUAGAUUUCUGCUGUAUUGGAUGAUGUAUGAGGGGUAUUUCCAGGCAGGAGGGGCCACUUCAUUACUCAUAAAAUAAAGAAAAAACCCUGAAACACUAAAACGAAAGUAAACUUUCCCCCUAAGAGGUGCAUUUGCCCCGGCGAGCACGUGUAACGUGUAACGCGUAACGCGUACCGCUGGUGCUCAACGCGUGUGUAACACGCAGCUCUAACGUGAGCACGGGAGGCUGUAAUCUCAGACUGAAAGCAAGCAGAAGGAGGAGGCAGAGGAGAGCUAAUCUAAUCGGAUUAUGGAGCUCCACUUCAGGAGCACGUGAGGCUGAGAGCUACAGAUGGAUGCGCAGCUCGCAGUGCGCAACCGCAAGCGCGCGGGACAUUGCGGCUUUUAAUGACUUUCCGCGGGGAUUAAUCCGUGUUCACUAACUGCCUGAUGAAGAUGUGUGUUUUACUGCCACGGACAGACAUGAUGAGGAGACCACAGUCUGGAACUGACUCAAGUUUCGGAGGAUAGCCCAGGAGGACAGGAUGAACGGAGCUGUGAGUGAAGACCUAACUUUAUUAUUGUUAUUGUUGUUUUUUAUUAUUUUUGUUUCAUCAUCACUACUCUGACUUGGCGAACACGUCGUUUCCGAAGCCAAAUGAGUUAAGAGAUCGUGAGUGGAGGAGUUAACGGGUUAGAUGUUGCUAAUGAGGGACCAGGAGGAUGGGGGAAGCUCCUCACCGGGCAAACUCAAACCCAAACUCAGCAGCGCCACGCAGAUCCACCCCGCAGUCCCGCACGAGCACACGCACACGCACACGCACGAGCCGCCGGACACCCCGCACAGCGACUACGACGAGGAUCUCGGCUCGUGUGAUUAUUGUGAGGAGGACUGUGAGGAUUACGAUGAGCUUUCCGACUCGUUCGACACACGGAGCAUCGCCUCGGAUGACUCGUUUUACCCUCCGGAUGAAGAGCUCACGGAGUCGGAGUGCGCACCAAGCCCCGGGACGCUGUCGCUUUUCCGCGCCUGCUGCACCAACAGCGCGCUCACUGCCAAGGCUCUGAUCCGGCAGGGUGUGACGGAGGAGGACGUGCAAGAAACGGACAAGAACAGCCGGACUGGGCUGAUGGUGGCGUGUUAUCAUGGCUACGUGGACGUGGUCAUCGCACUUUCUCUGUGUCCUCACCUGGACGUGAACUGGCAGGACAACGAGGGCAACACGGCCCUGAUCACAGCCGCGCAGGCCGGCCACAUCAUGAUCACUAACUACCUGCUCAACUACUUCCCUGGCCUUGACAUUGAAAAGAGGAACUGUCACGGAUUCACCGCGCUGAUGAAAGCUGCCAUCCAGGGCAGAGUGGACUGUGUCCGUGCGCUGAUCAUGGCAGGAGCUGAUCUGGAAGCCAGAGAUAACGGGCGUAAGCUGACUCCUCGUGAGUGGGCGCUGUUCACUGGACGAUACGAGACGGUCUUCGUCAUGCAGCGGCUCAUCCAUCGGCCGUGUCCUGAGCAGUGCUCCGACUCGUACCAGCCCGAGUGGCCCUUAUUGCCAGCUCUGGUGGCCAAAUCGCAACAGCGCAAAGGCUGUGUCCAGAAGAUGGUGGAGGCUCUGCGCAACUUUUUUGACAUCAGCAACGUGACAGAAGCUUCAGAAGACGGUGUCUUCGACCACAUGGUGCAGAUGACAACAGCACUGGGCAGCCCGUUUAUCGCCAUGUCCUGUCGGACGGUGUGUCCCGGUAGUCCGCCAUGCGUCGGAAAACGCCGCUACUCGGUCCAGGAGAUCCUAAAAAAGCAGCGCACGCAGCAGCUCAAAGGACUCGGACCUGAACGCCUGGAGAACUACAGACGCCUCUUUCAGAACUCUCGCGUCACUCUGGUGCCUAAAUCCAAAGACAGACGUGCUAGCCUUCAGCCCCAGACUCCCAGGGACUCUUCAGCGCUCCGGAGAGGAAGUCUCCUCCCGCUCCACCUGGUGAGACGGAGCAGCGUGAGACCGGGCCCGGUGGUGCCCAAGCUGCGGAUCACCAAGGCUCCCACGGCAACGCACGAGCCCGAGAAGGAGCGGCGCAAAAGUAGCUGCAACAGUGGCCAGUUCCUUCAGGUCCCCAAGUGGAGGUACAAAGAACUUAAAGAAGAACGAAAGAAAGCAGAGGAAGCUGAGAGGAAACGGCUGGAGGAGAUCACUAAGCGACACUUCGCUGGGGGGAAACAGAAGUAACGCUGUCACGACGUGUGCACUACACAUCCCAGUCCUGGCAUGGGAAUUUUGAUACUUGAAACUUUUGAUGAUAAUUUAUUUUCAUAUUUAUUCUUUAAGAAAACUCUCACUUUUUGGGAUGAUCCAGAGGGUCAAACAUUUCUAUAACACAAAAAAAAAAUCAUUCCAUGGUAGGACCAAUAUGGUAGCUGUUAAAGGCUUAAACAUCUACACUACCAGCAUAAACAUCCAAUCAAAAAUAUUUGUACAUACUAAAAAUAUAAUUUUUUUUUUCAGAAGCAAUGUAUCAAAAAGGUACACAUCUCAGAAGCCUUUCCUCCAUGCAUGCUUUACUGCAAAUCUACAGCCCUUUUAGGUAAUAAAAUAAGUCCCAGGAACAAAACUUGAAUGUGAAACUAAAUAUCAGCACAGUGGGUGUGGCCUAAUAGUCGAAUGAGCACAUUUGUUCAACACAUCUCUGUCUGAGAUGCCAAGCCUGCUACAGCAGGGACCUUUAAAAGGAAACACACAAGUAGCCAGUUUAUAAAGCGCACCAACCUUGUAGCUACUGUCUGCCGACGUAUCUGUUCAGUGGUGCUCUCCUUCCACUGAUGGAUGGGAUAGAGAGGUGCCAAUACUUCUGGAACACGCAGACUGCUAAAACUGAGAAAAAUGCAGUACAGAGCACGUCAAGCAAAAAUAAAAACACUAACCGGAAUUAAAUAACGUUUGAGUCGAUUCCCUUCACGGAAAACUCAAAUCCAUCACUACUGAAAAAUCUGUAGUCGGUGUUAAUGCAACAUUAAACCACAGCGGUGCUGAAUUCUGGAAUCUGAUUGGUCAGAAGGCGUUGAUUCAUUUUCUAUAACAGCAGCUCUGACAGUAGCGCAGCUGCGAAUCACAGGUUUAUAUUAAUGCACUUGUUCUGAUACGUUAUUGUUUCCAUAGUAACAGCUAAUUCACGGGGACGUACACAGCAGCUGCCCCACAUACACAGAUUUAAAAAAAAUGUUGAUAUGGUGAAGGUUUCUGUCAGGAGAUGUUUAUUAAAGUCCUCAAUUAUGGAAGGAGUCUCCAGUAUCAGCAUUUUGUAACAGUCAGAGGUAAAGCUGUAACUUUUCUGAGGUUACGCUUUACGGUUUUUCAGGUGUGAUUUUUUUUACUUAACUUCAUAAGAGAGAGAAUAAAGAGAGGCUGGUGAGGGAACGAUGGUUUAGCGCUGCUAUAACGUAAGUGAGAACAGGAACUAACUUUUUCAUGAACAUUAAAAUUACUAUAAACGGAUAAAAAGUAUGAGAGGUCGUCUUAUAAAUCGCAAUUUUGCGGUGGUGUAAGAGGAAUAAAACACUUCAGAACGUGCUGUUAUUAGAAAAUAGUCAACUUUUGGGUGGUAACAUUAAGUCUGCUUUGCACACCCUGUAAUUUUUUUACUCUGUACCUCAUGAACUAGCAGAUGUGUGUGUUAAUAAAGAGAAGCUGCAUCAUGAAAACCCUCUAUAACAUCAAAUCAAACUGCUAUUAACACUUUAAUCGUCACCAUAACCUCAGGUUCUAUACAGAUCAAACAAAACAUGUUUUUUUUCUUCGUUCUUGACCACAGAACCACUGUGCCUCUGUUCCUACUUCCCAGUAUUCCUACAUCUCCAGUGCCCUCCAGAAUUUUUGGCACCUCUUCGUGCACAAGAGCAAAAAUUAAUAUAUUAAGAGUAACACAUGCAAUAAAUGAUAAAUAUACAUCAAGCUCAAAUAUAAAUAUGACAACAUCAUAUAAUCGUAUUUAAACAUCAUUGUUUCAAACACUGCUUGAAUUAUUUCCUAACUUAAAGCUUGAAAUGAUCACACUUUGCUUCUUUUUUUCAAAUAAAUUCAUGAAUUAUAAAGAAACACAAAAUUACAUCAGCAGAACAAGUGCAAGUUUAAAGUGAAUAAAAAUGGCUUACAACAUACGUAUCGUUUUAUUUAUUCCUUUUUCUUUUCCAAAAACAAAAUUUGCACCCUUACAAUCAACAUUACGGUCUUGGAGAGAAUAAAAGUUUAUUCCUGUAACAUUUAACAAAAUCAUUUCAAGUAUUCUUUAGGAUUAUCAAUAAUACAUUUUUUUUUUUUUUGUCAUGAUUUGAGUGAAAAGCCUGAAUUAUUGUGUGUUAUUUUUUUAAAUUUGUAGUCAUAUUUGUUCAUGUUUAUGACCAAUAAUUCUGGAGAGCCGUGUGUACGAUUCUACUUGAAGUCACAUGACCUGUCGAGCAAUAGGACUGCGUGAAAUCCGAUAAGCGGCGAUGUUUGAGGAAAUUGUAUCUGAUGAAAUGUGAAUAAAGUUUGCAGUACUGCGCUGUAACUCGAA